AACUGGGAACAGCAAAUCUACGGCGUCAUGGAUGGUAUCUGCAAGCUGGUGGAUGCCAUUCCGCUUCACGAGCUUCAGUCCCUGUCGUGUGCCAGAGAACUUCUCCAGCAGAGAGAUCUCAGGAGAAAGCUGCUGGCCAAUUCUGCCACUUUGAACAAAAACAGCCCAAACACCACUUUUCCUGGGAACGGGGCGGCAGGUGUGGAGCGGGGCCCCCAUGCCUGUCCUGGUGCUGCUCGGGGUUCUGGCCCAAACUGGAGCUUCAGCUGUGACAGAAACUCGCCCAAAUCCACAAACCUCUCGUUUGUGCUUUCUGGGACUCCUAAUUCAAGCAAUUUUUCUACCAAAAACCCCCAAACCUUGGCUACCUCUUACGCUUCAAAGCAAAGUAUUGAGAUCACCUGCCCGGAAACUGCAGCACUGCCUUCUUCCAAGGUCGGUGGCAAAGGGGGAGCUGCCCUCGGCCUCCCUCCCGAGGUGUCCUUCCACAGCAGCUGGUGCCCGACACCAGGGCUGGGGAGCGGUGGAAACCACCGCCUGCUGGCGGGGCCUGCCGCCGGCACGGCUCCGGGAGGGGAUCACAGCCCCGCCGACGGCAGGUCGGGCACGGAUGGUUCGGACUGGGACCUCGACCACUUUGACAUCGACGACUUCGAUGAGGACUGGGAGAAUUCGGUGAAUAUUUCGGCUCCUGCAACGCCAUCUGCGCCGGUGUGCCAGCCCGGCGGGGAAGGGCCGCCUGCCCAGUCGCUGCUGUCCAAGAUAAUGUCCAGAGCCAAAGGGUCUGCAGCUGCAUCAGAUCCCCCUGCUCCGAAAUCAGCCCUCUCGGCUGCAACAAAGACCCGUUCAGAUGCCCCGGUUAAUGACCCCGCACUGGAGCGUUUCAGGGGUGUGAAAUUUUCCCACUCUGAAGAAAUGAUGAACACAUUUCACAAAAAGUUCGGUCUGCACUAUUUUCGGACAAAUCAGCUGGAGGCCAUCAACGCUGCUCUCCUGGGGGAAGACUGUUUCAUCCUGAUGCCCACCGGUGGGGGCAAAAGCUUGUGCUACCAGUUACCGGCGUGUGUCUCUGCUGGAGUCACUAUUGUCAUCUCUCCGCUGAGGUCGCUUAUAAUCGAUCAAGUUCAGAAGCUGAAGACUUUAGAUAUUGCUGCAACAUAUCUGACUGGUGAUAGAACAGAUGCUGACGCUUCGAAAAUAUAUAUGCAGUUGUCAAAAAAAGAUCCUGUAAUAAAGCUUCUGUACGUGACCCCUGAGAAGGUUUGCGCAAGCAGCCGACUGAUGUCAGCCCUGGAGAACCUCUACGACAGGAAGCUCCUCGCGCGCUUUGUCAUCGACGAGGCCCACUGCGUCAGCCAGUGGGGCCACGAUUUCCGACAAGACUACAAACGGCUGAACAUGCUGCGCAGGAGGUUUCGCGCGGUUCCCAUGAUGGCUCUGACUGCCACCGCUAACCCCAGGGUGCAGAAGGACAUUCAGAACCAGCUGGAGAUGCUAAAACCACAAGUGUUUACAAUGAGCUUCAACAGGCACAACUUGAAAUAUGAUGUAUUGCCCAAGAAGCCGAAGAAGGUGGCAAUGGAUUGCUUGGAAUGGAUCAAAAAAUACCAUCCACAUGAUUCUGGAAUAAUUUAUUGUCUUUCACGUCAUGAAUGUGACACGACAGCGGCCAUUUUGCAGAAGGAAGGUCUUGCUGCACUUGCCUAUCACGCUGGCCUCACUGACUGCAACAGGGAUCUUGUACAAAAGAAGUGGAUUAAUCAGGAAGGGUGUCAGGUUAUUUGUGCAACAAUUGCCUUUGGAAUGGGAAUUGAUAAACCUGAUGUGCGCUACGUUAUCCAUGCCUCUCUUCCUAAGUCUAUAGAAGGUUACUAUCAAGAAUCUGGCAGAGCUGGACGAGACGGUGAAAUGUCUCACUGUCUGCUCUUCUACAGCUACAGCGACGUGACCAGGCUGAGAAGGCUCAUACUGAUGGAGAAAGAUGGAAACAGUCACACAAGGCAGACCCACUUCAACAACCUGUACAGUAUGGUUCAUUACUGCGAGAACGUCGUUGAUUGCCGGAGAAUUCAGCUUUUGGCCUACUUUGGGGAAACUGAUUUUAAUCCCACCUUCUGCAAAGAUCACCCAGAAGUGAUUUGCGAUAACUGCAGUAGAAAGAAGGAUUACAAAUCAAGAGAUGUAACAGACGAAGUGAAGAGCAUCGUAAGAUUUGUACGGGAGCAUUGUGGACAAAUAAAUGCGAAGAGAAAUACAGGUUCUGGGAGAUACACGUUGAAUAUGAUGGUGGACAUCUUCUUAGGUACAAAGAGCGCGAAGAUUCAGUCGGGAAUAUUUGGGAAGGGAGCUGCCUACUCGAGGCAUAACGUUGAGAGGCUGUUUAGAAAACUGGUCUUGGACAAGAUUCUGGAUGAAGACUUGUAUAUCACAGCUAACGACCAAGCGGUAGCGUAUGUAAUUCUCGGAGAGAAAGCUCAGGCUGUGCUAGAUGGAUCACUGCAGGUGCAGUUUCAUGAAACAGAAAGUGCCAGCGCCAUCAGAAAGCAAAGGGCUUCCGUGGCGAAAAUGUCGCAGCGGGAAGAGAUGGUUAAGAAGUGCCUUGGGGAACUUACGGACACGUGCAAAAUGCUUGGGAAGGUCUUCGAUGUGCACUACUUCAAUAUUUUCAGUACUUCAACUCUCAAGAAAAUAGCAGAAACUUUGUCAUCUGAUGUGGAGGUUUUACUGCAGAUUGAUGGUGUCACAGAAGACAAACUGGAAAAAUACGGUGCAGAAAUAAUUAAAGUGAUGGAUAAGUACUCUGAAUGGACCACACCAGAAGAUGCUGCCGGCCAAAGCGUGGACACAGCUACGGGAAGCACCGGCACACCGGAGAGCGAUGAAGAAGCAGAAGAUGUAGUCACAACCUCAAGCUAUUUUUGCAAUAAUGCAAACCAAAGAAAGAAAAGGAAAAGGCCGCCAAACUUCAGAGAAUCGAAGAGGAAAAAGACGAGCAAUGGUGGCAGCCAGCAGUUUCAUCCCAAAGGCCUACAAGUUUCACCUCGUUUGGUACAUGAGGUGGAGAACACGAGGUGCAAAAGAGCAGUUGUGCAGACAACCUACGUCUUGCAUUUCCGAAAUAACCCUUCGAGUGGGGUUCUGUGCGGUCUGUAUGUGUCAGAAACUGCGUUAUCUUCCAGCCGGGAGGAGUCCAGGCCGUUUGGAAGAGCAGCAAUAAAUGCGUCGUACAGCGUUAGUGCCACGCAAGGAGCUGCUGGAAAGCUGGGGAUGAUGGCACCACCCAAACCCAAAACCAGACACUUCCUUCAGCCUUCGUAUUCAAUACUGUAA
Molecule: messenger RNA, 3330 nt
Organism: Tauraco erythrolophus (red-crested turaco)
Lineage: Eukaryota; Metazoa; Chordata; Aves; Musophagiformes; Musophagidae
Source: RefSeq, a predicted model, not a curated record